AUGGCGCCGCAAGACGAAAGAAGGCGGCCUUCCGCCCUUAAGCUGGCUCCCUCGCGAUCUUCUUCUACUGGCUCCACAUCUACCACAUCGUCACUGGGAAAACCACCAAGGACACCAAGAUUCGCGGAAGCUACCACAGUAUACUCACCGGUAGAGCAACCAGAUACGCCGUUUGGAAGAGACGAUAGAUCACAUGUAGCCCACGCUCAACCGGCUGAUGUUGGAUUUGGAUAUAUUGGAGACGAGUCAAGCCACGUAAUAAAUAUGCCGAUGACACCAAAGUCGCCCUUGAAGAGUGCCAUGAGGGUACCAGGUACCCCAGGGAGGAAAUUCGAGAACCCCUUAAGUCCGACAUUCAUGGAAGAGGAGAUGUUAGAAAAGCGGGAGAAGGACACCGAGAAGGAGCAAGUACGAGACUUGGGUCUCAAGACGAAAGUACGGAUGGCCAAGUUCGCACUCCGAGGUGUCAGCUUCAGCUGCAGUACCAUUAUCCUAGCUAUGCUUUCUUCAUCCUUUGCUAUCUUCCACGCGACCAAGAGUCUACCAGCACAGAACGGCCUACCUCCAUGGGCGACAGGCACGAGCACGUGGCCGCAAAUACUCGUAUUAGCAGUCUCUUGUACUAAUCUCCUCAUCUGCAUCCUCAUCUUCAUCGGGUACUGCCGAGGUGGUCACCACCGCGCGGAGAAAGUUGGUGUAUACUACACAUUGUUCGCAGUUGGCUGGUUCAUCGUUUCCGUGAUUCUAUGGGCUGCCGCUGCAGGUGUCUUACAAUUCACGAGGAAUAACAGCGACAACAAGGACCUGUGGGGAUGGGCAUGUGUCCAGAACCACCGUUCCGACCUCUUCUCGCAAAAGGUUGACUACGAACUUGUUUGCAGACUUCAGAACUGGGCCCUGAUCUGCAUCAUCAUCGAGAUCGUAAUUGACGUUCUUACUAUCAUCCUCUACAGCGUCGUCUUCUACCGAUACUACACCAAGCGACGUCUAGCCAAGUCGAUGGACCUGCGAGACCGCGCUCGAUCCGACCUAUACCUAGCCCAGCUCCGAUCGCAAUCAGCCCCCAACACCCCAGGCUUCGGCCCCAAGUCUCCAUCGUUCUCGCAGUACGCUAUGUCGCCGCGCUUCCCUCCUUCGGCUUACAAGUCUCUUGGGGAUAUCUCGGAAGGACCCGCGUUCACGCCCGGAGCGCAGAUCGCCGAGCCACAAUCCACCUUCGCGAGCCAACCCAAGAGUGCCGAGAAGCCGUUCAAGCUGCAGGCUCCUCCUACCAAGGCCCCCUCCGCCACCCCCAAGAUGAGCCAGGGUGCAUUCCGAACACCUACAACACCCACCGCACCUGGACCCAGCUUCAGCUCCAAUUUCAACGAGCACGGCCCAGUUGCACCUGGCGAGGUACAGUACGAUGCCGUACCUAUCCCCGGGGCGUACAACGACGCCGUUGUCAAGAGCCCGCCGCCAGCACAGACGAGUUUCAGCCACCCGCGGUAA
Messenger RNA from Daldinia childiae, 1491 nucleotides. RefSeq lists its product as uncharacterized. The record is from RefSeq and is a predicted model, not a curated record. The coding region runs from base 1 to 1491 and encodes 496 amino acids. The transcript is spliced from 3 exons. Lineage: Eukaryota; Fungi; Ascomycota; Sordariomycetes; Xylariales; Hypoxylaceae.